AAAAAUCUACCUACCCUUAAUUAAUGUUAUUCAGUGUAUGUAAACUACGAUCCGGUUUAGUUUUAUUUUACUGUCCAAAUUAGAGUCCGAGUUUUCAGAAAUGUACCGACUACCGCAAUACUUUUGUCUCGCGUGUAGCAAGUUAAAAUUAAUUAAAAUAGGAAUAACUAGGCCUAUAUUAUAAAUGGAUAAAGGACUUGUUUUAUAUUCAGAUUCUGAUGAAGAAAAUGACGACCUAAUAGCAGAUAAGAUCAGUGUUCAGCCAAGAGACAACGCAAACAUAACUCCAAGCGAAGAAAACGAGCGGUCGAAAACGAAACCAGACCGGAAACGAAAGUUUUCGGACCAGGAUAAAAACCAGGAGCUGAACAACACUUCACAAAAAUUAAAGUCAAAGAGUUUGCCAGUUCCUUCAGAAAUUCAAGCACUCUAUCAGGACUUGGAAGAUAGCAGUGAGACUGCAGAUGAUUCAUCAAAACACGAUGGAAGACGGCGGACAUUUUCACACAUGGAAGGGAACUGGGCAACAUUCGUAUACGUACCUUAUCCUUCAGAUGCUCGUGUUGGACAUCUUAUUGGUCAGUUGCUGUCUUGUCUGCAGCCAAUGAAGUUCCAUCGUAUGGAUGACCUUCACCUUACUCUAUCACGUACAGUUGUGAUCCGUCAUCACUGGAUACAACCACUAAUGGAUUCUAUCAAAGAGAAGUUUGAAACUUUAGAAAGCUGCAUCUGUGACAUUGUUUCUCUGAAGCUGUUCUCUAAUGACGAAAAAUCAAGGACCUUUCUGAGUUUGGAAGUUUCUGAUGACAACUCCAACUUACCGGAAUACAUUGCAGCUGUAGAUAGCAGUUUCAAAGAUUUCAGACUAGCACCAUACUACAAGAAUCCUUCAUUCCACGUCAGCAUUGCCUGGUGUCUUGGUGACGUGACAGCUGAUGUUUCAUCACAGACAGUGUCACAGAUGCAGGUCAUUCUCCAGAAGUACCUAGAGGACAACCCUGACCUCAGUGUGCUGGAAGUGAGCCAGGUGGAGUGUAAGACAGGAAACAAAGUGUACACCUUCAAAGUGAGCAAGAAGUAAAAGAGAGCCAUGAUUUUGGAGAUGACACGUGUUUGCUGUUUAAAUACAUACGUGACGGCCUGUAACCGUAACUGCUCGGCCAUUGGGACAUUCACAUAAACGGAAGCCCAGUUAACCAAAGUAAAGAAUGUGGGCUGUCAGACACUCACUUUGAAAUAGAGCUGGGCGGUAUACCGUAUAUACCGUUCGGUAUCGGUAUUAUGUCAAUACGGAUUUACCGAACCAAGCAGAUUUCAAAAUACUGAAAUUUCGGUAUUGAAAAAUAUUUCACGGAAAGCACUAAUAAUACAUCUGACGAACGCAAAAUGGGUUGGUAUAAAUCAGACGAGAGCCUUGUGUAUGGAAUUUAAUUGUAUUUAGAUGAAAUUAGCGGGUGAGCCAUAACACAGGCAUGCAUUUAAAGCCGAGUAUAUCGAAAAUAGCGCUCGAUAUCAGUAUCAUGUCAUUACCAAAUACCGAACUGAUACCGAGGUAAAUCACCCUAAAAAUACUGAUAUCGAUACUGAACCUCAAAUUACAAUACUGCCCAGCUCUACUUAGAAACUACUGUAAUAGUUUGGUAUCAAUAUCCUAGACUAUUCCUUGUAUCACACCAUUGCUGUCUUACUUUGUCCUCGGCACACAAAGUCAAGAUCCAGAUUCAGAAUACUCACCAAUGAAAGCACACAUUUUAAAGGCACUGACAACAGUUAUUAGACACUAUAACAUAUUUUCAGCUGAAACAACGUUUAAAAAAUAAAUGUUAAAUUACACAUUGGUGAUAUUGCUUAAAAUUCUGAUUUUGGCAAAUCCAGUGAGUUUCUGGUCAUCCUGGUGUUUGUGGUAUAGUACAUGUAGCUUUAAAUACAUUUUAUAAAAAAACAGAAAAGAUAUACAUGUAUACCGGUACCUCAGAAACUGGAGUCGGUGACUUUAAAGAUUUUCAAGCAAUGAAAUGUGAAGCAACCAUGACCAAUACUAUAGUUUCCACAGCGAUGGAUAUAGAUGAUGCAAGCACAGGAAGGUAACAUCAGCUCAAACAAUGCAUUAAAUAGUUCUAACAAAAUGACAUGAAAAAUUAUAAAACUAGAAAGCUACCAUGAAACUUUGUGGCAAGUACAAAAAUGAUGUCAUGAAUGUCUCUACUUCUUCCUAAACCUGUCGGAUGAUCUCACAUCCGCAAUUAAAUAACAUGGGCACUGAUGUGUGUGCCAAACUAUACCAAACAGUUUUACCAUGCCAAAUCCAUUUUAAGGUUUAGGCUUGUUGUCCACCUAUUGGUACAGCCUCUGACUUUGGUAGUGACAGUCCAGGGUCCGUGCUUAUAAACUUUUUAGAGUCCAGACUCAAUCUUAAAUGACGUCACACGCAUACAAUUUGUAUGGUGUUGUCAUGACAUUAGUGUCUCAGACUCUAUUAGAGUCUCGAGUCUAGACUCUAAAAGUUUUAUAAGUACCAGGCCUGGUCAGUUUAUUUUGUAUUGUUUAAGGACACCAGUAGAGCACAUUUAUUAAUUAAUCAUCUGCUAUUGGACAUCAAAGUCCAGGUCAGAUAGAGUGAUUAAAGAGAGUGUCCUGAGUUUGCAGCAAUUGUAAAAACAAAAACAUAGAAGUUUCUUUUGUUUAACGACACCACUAGAGAACAUUGAUUUAUUAAUCAUCGGCUAUUGGAUGUCUACCACUUGGGAAUUGUUUUACACAGUCUUAAAGAGGAAACUCACUUCAUUUUUCGAUUAGCAGCAAGGGAUCUUUUAUAUACACCAUCCCACAGACAGGAUAGUAUAUGCUGCAGCCUUUGUUACACCAGUCGUGGUGCACUGGCUACAACGAGAAAUAGCCCAGUGGGGGACCACUGAUGGGGAUCGAUCUUGGACCGAUAGCACAUCAAGAAAGCACUUUACCACUGGGCUACGUCUCACCCCCCCCCCCCCCCCACCCACCCACCAACCCCCCUGUCAUUGUAAUUGAGGUCCUGAGUCCUGAGCAGGGCAAAGUGAUUAAGUUUAGAAUGGACUACAUUGGCAAAAAAGAAUCAAAUGAAAUGAGGCAGCCAACUAAAUGUUUUUAGAUGAUUUGGAGCUAGAUAAAUAAUGAUGCCAACCCAAAGUGUAUCAGACUAUUUUCAAUAAAAAAUAAACAUACAUUUUAGAAAGGUGGCCAAAAUGUUUAUAGUACAUGUGCUGGUACAUGGUUGAGUUCUAGAACUCAGUAGUAGAAGUUGAUAUUGUGUUCAUACAUUUGUAUUUGGUUGCACUGUCAUUGUCUGAUGGUUCAUGUAUUUAAUAAUAAAAUUAUAUUAACGCCUA
Molecule: messenger RNA, 3365 nt
Organism: Gigantopelta aegis
Lineage: Eukaryota; Metazoa; Mollusca; Gastropoda; Neomphalida; Peltospiridae
Product: U6 snRNA phosphodiesterase-like
Exons: 7
Coding region: 185-1081 (298 amino acids)
Biological process (GO): U6 snRNA 3'-end processing
Cellular component (GO): nucleus
Molecular function (GO): 3'-5'-RNA exonuclease activity
Source: RefSeq, a predicted model, not a curated record